Messenger RNA from Calidris pugnax (ruff), 4762 nucleotides. It is a transcript of the gene CNTN3, whose product is annotated as contactin 3 (plasmacytoma associated). Gene Ontology annotation, molecular function: cell-cell adhesion mediator activity. Bases 79 to 2862 code for a protein of 927 amino acids. The record is from RefSeq and is a predicted model, not a curated record. The transcript is spliced from 20 exons. Gene Ontology annotation, biological process: cell-cell adhesion; brain development. Lineage: Eukaryota; Metazoa; Chordata; Aves; Charadriiformes; Scolopacidae.
UAAACCUUGCCACCUGGAAGACUAAACAUACAGUUCUCCUGAGACUGAACCAGAAUUACUGAAUUUAGGCAACUGAAGAUGCUGCUGCUGUGGAAACAGCUGUUCCUGGUGUCAUUUAUUGGCUGUUUUGCAGAUCUUGAAAACUCCCGGACGAAGAUGAGAAGCGCGGUGUCGGUUCGUGAGGGGCAGGGAGUCGUGCUGCUCUGUGGACCACCCCCCCGGGCAGGAGAAUUGUCAUUUGCUUGGAUCUUCAAUGAAUACCCAUCAUUUGUACAAGAGGACAGUCGGCGAUUUGUGUCCCAAGAGACGGGUCACCUCUACAUUGCCAAAGUUGAGCCCUCGGAUGUUGGGAAUUACACCUGCGUUGUGACCAGCGCUGUGACCAACAGCCAGGUUCUUGGGUCACCAACGCCUCUCGUGCUGCGCACGGAUGGUGUGAUGGGGGAAUAUGAACCCAAAAUAGAAGUUCAGUUUCCUGAGACUCUUCCUGCGGCUAAAGGCUCCACGGUGAAGCUGGAAUGCUUUGCACUGGGAAACCCUGUGCCUCAGAUUAACUGGCGAAGAACUGAUGGUCUGCCAUUUCCAAGUAAAAUAAAGCUGAGGAAAUCCAAUGGCAUGAUUGAAAUACCUAAUUUCCAGCAGGAGGACGCGGGGCUGUACGAAUGUAUUACUGAAAACUCAAGAGGAAAAAACAUUGCAAGAGGACGUCUCACUUACUAUGCAAAACCUCACUGGAUCCAGACGAUAAAAGAUAUUGAAGUUGCUGUAGAGGACACCUUAUACUGGGAUUGUAGAGCAAGUGGGAAGCCCAAACCAUCGUAUAGGUGGCUGAAGAACGGAGACCAACUGUCAAUAGAGGGAAGGAUCCAAAUUGAAAAUGGUGCACUUACAAUAUCAAAUCUAAAUCUGACAGAUUCUGGCAGAUACCAGUGCAUAGCUGAAAAUAAACAUGGUGUCAUCUAUUCAAGUGCAGAGCUCAGGGUUGUAGCUUCUGCUCCAGAUUUUUCCAAGAAUCCGAUGAAGAAACUGAUCCAGGUUCAAAUAGGCAGCACAGUUGAUUUUGAAUGCAAACCCAAAGCUUCCCCUAAGGCCAAAUGCUCCUGGAAGAAGGGAGGUGAGCAGCUGCGGGAGAAUGAAAGGGUCGUGUUAUUAAAGGAUGGAGGACUAAGAAUAGCCAAUGUGACCAAAGCUGAUGCUGGAAGCUACACGUGCCUGGCCACAAACCAGUUUGGAACAGCCAGUGGCUCAACAACCUUAAUAGUUACAGAGCCAACCAGGAUUACUUUGGCACCUUCCAACAUGGACGUGACUGUGGGAGAAAGUGUGGUUUUGCCUUGCCAGGUCCAGCACGACCCUAUACUGGACAUCAGCUUCACCUGGUAUUUCAACGGGACGCUCACCGACUUCAAGAAGGACGCUUCUCACUUUGAGAAGGUUGGAGGGAGCGCAUCGGGAGAUUUAAUGAUUAGAAACAUCCAGCUGAAACACAGUGGAAAAUAUGUUUGUAUGGUGAAGACAGAAGUGGAUAGUGUGGCAUCUGCAGCCGACCUUAUCGUACGAGGCUCACCCGGGCCCCCCGAACACGUGAAAGUGGAUGAAAUAACUGAUACCACGGCUCAGAUCUCCUGGCAGGAAGGCACAGACAAUCACAGCCCAGUGACCGCUUACACCGUACAGGCGAGGACCCCCUUUUCGGUUGGCUGGCAGCGAGUUACAACAGUUCCAGAUGUGAUCGAUGGAAAAACAUUCACAACCACAGUGGUGGAUUUAAAUCCUUGGGUUGAAUAUGAAUUCCGUGUAGUUGCCAGUAACAAAAUAGGAGGUGGAGAACCUAGUUUGCCCUCAGAAAAAGUAAGAACUGAAGAGGCAGCUCCUGAAAUCCCCCCAUCUGAGGUCAGCGGGGGAGGAGGCAGCAGGUCCGAACUGGUCAUAACAUGGGAUCCCAUCCCUGAGGAAUUACAGAAUGGAGAAGGCUUUGGCUACGUUGUCGCUUUCCGCCCCUUUGGCACCACAACGUGGAUACAGACCGUGGUCACCUCUCCCGACACACCCAGAUACGUCUUUAGGAACGAAAGCAUCUUGCCCUUUUCACCCUAUGAAGUCAAAGUUGGUGUCUACAACAAUAAAGGAGAAGGGCCAUUUAGUUCAGUAACCACAGUUUUUUCAGCUGAAGAAGAGCCAAGCAUUGCACCCUCUGGGGUGUCUGCCACGAGUCUGUCAUCCUCCGUCAUCGAGGUCUCCUGGACAGCCAUCCCCUGGAAGAUGAGCAGUGGAAGGUUACUGGGUUACGAGGUUAGGUACUGGAAUAAUGGUGGGAAGGAAGACUCUUCAAACAGAGUAAAAGCUGCAGGGAAUGAGACAUCAAUAAGAAUAACAGGUUUGAAGAGCAACUUGGUGUAUUACACAGCUGUGCGGGCGUACAACAGCGCGGGGGCCGGGCCCUUCAGCGCCACAGUGAACGCCACCACCAAAAAGACACCACCCAGUCAACCGCCAGGAAACGUUAUGUGGAAUGUCACCGACUCCAGAGUCAUCCUCAGCUGGGAGGAAGUCAGAGCCAUGGAGAACGAGUCCGAGGUGACUGGGUAUAAGGUUUUGUACAGGACCAGCAGCCAGCCCCACGUGAACGUGCUGAACACGGACAGGACCACGGCUGAGCUCUGGCUCCAGUUUAAUGAUGAUUACAUCAUAGAAGUAAAAGCAACGAGUGAUGGCGGAGAUGGCAGCAGCAGCGACCAGAUCCUGAUUCCCAGACUGGCCAGUAUGGAUGCAAGAGGUUCUGGUCUAUCAGUCUUGAACAUCUUCAGCGUGUCCAGCUUCCUACUGACAAUCCUUUCCUUGACUCUUCAUUCAGUGUUGUGAUGAUACAUUUGCAUUUGCUGGGGGAAAGAAAAAAAGAAUUGGUUACUACAGAAAAGUGCUUUUUUAAAAAAAAAAAACUGCAGUGGUUAAUGCAUGUUUUUCUUCUAUCCUGACGUGUUUUUAAAUUCUUUAUAUUUCACUGUAGGUUGAAGUAAAAAUAUCAUAUAAAGUUUAGCAAAUCCUUUAAAAAGGAAUCUAAAAUGCCUUAAUACUUGAACCAAAGGAGUUUACAUAUUACAUACUUCAGAUACAAUGUAAGAGGGGGAGAGCAAUGGUACUGGGAUGGGAGUUACAUAAAGCUUAGCUCAGUGAGAAACUCCAUUUUUGCAGUGACACUGAAUUCUUUGGGGUAGGUCCUGCCUUGUUCCUAUAACAUUCUGCAUAAUGGAGGUGAAAGCAGAGCCGUGGCAUUUCGGCCGGAUGGUAACACCUCGACCAAGGGGCUGCUCUUAGGACAGUGUCAUCAUCCGGUAGGUUUGCACUCGUUUUCUUACUGCCCUUUAGAGAAGUUAUUAUAAAUCUAGCAAGAAAUCAAAGAAAAGUCACAGUAUAGAUGUUAGUUUUGCACCGUCCAUCUUGGGGUGUCCAAGAGGCUUCCACUCUUAGGAACUGAUUUCCCAGCCGUGUUUCAAAGAAAGCUCUCUGUUCCUUUUCAGACACCUGCCCUUCCUCUCCAUCAAUAGAUUUAGAAGUUAAUUUCCUAAUAUCUCCUAUUCUUAUAUUUCUUAACCAGGUUCUUUGUUCAUAAUCAAGUUCUCCCACCUUCAGCAUCAUUUUUGUUGCCCUUCUCUGAGCUCCUGUCAGUGUUCCACUAACAAAAGUGCCCAGUGGGAAGCAUUAUAGAAAUGCAGUUGCACCAUGGCCUUAUGAAAGGGGACUCCUGCCACCUCCCUACCCUGUCACGUGGGGCUUCCAGUUAUGCAGCCCCAAAUUAUCUUGCUCUUUUAUCUGCCACACUGCUCUGUAAACUCACCCUUAAUUCAGUGUUACGUUCGUAAUUCUCCUUCCUGCUGCUCUUUAACCAAUUCAAAACUUAAUGUACCCCGUUACUGUCAUAUGAGCCUGGUAAGUUUAUGGCAAUACUAUAGGUUAUAAUAAACAAAUUACACAAAACCACUUCAAGCUUGCUAUUAUAGAGAAAUCUAUGCUUUCUUUCAUAGCAAUAUGUUAAAGAUACAUUAAAUCUGGUACAUUUGACUUCUGCAGUUGUGACUUAAGUCAAAGUCAGCCUUUUAGACACCCUUUAGAGAGCUGCCCACAGUAGAGCAAGUGUUCAUGUGACAUAAAACAUAUCCUUCUAAAGAGGUUUGGUUUUUUUUAAUCUCACAGUAUUACCACAACACAGAAAUGUAAAGGGAGAGAACCAGGAUUCAUGAAAUGAUGGUAGCACUGUAGAAAAAAAUACCUUGAUAUGCAUUCAAAUAGGAAAUUACCUUAUUAGUAUCACAUCCAGAUGAAAGUACCUGCUAACUGUUGAAGUAAGCGAGAUCUGUAUAUACUGUACAUAAAUAGUUAUAAAUGGCUAGUUGCUUUUCAAUGUGGCUAACCAGUGAUGUUCUCAGACACUUGCAAAUGGGGGGGAGGGGGAGGGCGGGAGAUGGAAAACCAGGUGUUACUAGUAAAUAUAUAGUUAUGUUUCAUGCAACAAAGGGUGAAUCUUUCUAUUCUUGUUUCACAAAAUUCUAGUCCAUGUUCCUGUAUUGCCAUUUUCACGCAAUUACAUUGUAUUGUUUGAUUUCUAGUUAUAUAUCUCCAUGAGAUAUGUACCGAGUACUUUGUUUCAUAUUGAAAAGUUUGAAAUUUAUCCUUAAAACUUCCAGUUGUGUGUGUAUCCUAUGGUUAUCUGUAUGCAUUUUUUUCUAUUACUCUAAUAAAAUAUUUAUUACAUUGAGGGAUACUA